AUGAAGCCCUUCCUUGUGCUAGCAUCACCUAUCAAAUCUCUUGGUAGAGUUAGAGAUGACGAGGAGGAGCUCAGAGAUGGACUUGAUGCAGUCGUUGCAGGCCAUGAUGGAGGGUAUAGUAUAGGUGGUGAAGGUCCAACCGAUUAUUUUCACUUUUUGGUCCGGUUUUGCCCCCAUCCCAUCGGUGGUUUUCUUGGACCGGUCCUUCGCCUCUUUUCUACACCUCCGCCUUCGGCCCGCCCGCCGCCGCGCUCUUGCCGGAUCUUCCCGCAGCCUAGCGUCGAUGUCGCCGGAGAGCCGCUGGUCCACGACGUGUGCACGUCGGUGGUGGUGUCUGGGGUCAUCCUGGGGCUGCUCCGCUUCUGGGGGGAGUUGGCCAAGCGAGGAGUUUUCGAGCAGUUGAGGAAGCCACGCACCAUUUCUUGCAAUUGUAGCACCAGGGAUCAAUAUUAUAAGGAUGCUGCUCAUGGAACUGGGAAUAUGGAGAAACAUUGCUAUUGUCAAGUCAAUAAGCAGACACGAAGACUACAGGUGUGGCUGACAUAGUAGGAAGGUGAUACGGGAGCCAAAAGCUUCCUUACAACCCUAACAAGUCCUUUGCUGGUACCCUUGCAAUGGUAUUUGCAAGUUUCAUAGCACAGUUGGGUACAUGCAUUACUACCACUUGUUUGGCUUUGUUGAAGAAAGCUGGGACAUGGCCAUGCACUUCUUUGUUGUGUCUCUAGCUGCAGCAUUUGUGGAGUCGCUUCCCAUCAGUUCUGAGGCGGAUGACAAUUUGACAGUUCCUUUUACUUCCGUAUUGGGUGCUGGUCUUCUUUCUUAGUUGCAUAAGAAGGUUGGAUCUAAUGUUGUACACCACACGAAAACAUUGCACCUAGAUGUGUGUGACUCGGUGAGUGGAGAUUGUUUGAAAAAUCGCAGGUGUUACCAAUUCUCUAAUGUCAGCUUCUGACUAUGCAAUUACAUCCACAAUUAUCAAAUUCAAUACACUAAAACAAUGAUCUCGUGUAAAAAUUGAUCUGUGAGGUUUUAUAGUGUAACGCUAUUGGAUCAAAUGCUGGAAGGAACGAAAGGAACAGCAAAUUGCAUCACACAACCCCUUAAAACUCAAAUUACUGCAUGUCAAAUUCCACAGCGGCAGCUCUCUACGUUUUCAGUAUUCUACCCCAGCUUAUCAAGUUCGUCUAUUGGUAAUUUAGAAACCUUACAAACAAUAUUUUGCUUGAGCUAGUACCCAUGUUUUGGGAGAUUUUGUUAGC
Elaeis guineensis (African oil palm) is the source of this 1259-nucleotide messenger RNA. The record is from RefSeq and is a predicted model, not a curated record. NCBI's taxonomy places the organism in Eukaryota, Viridiplantae, Streptophyta, Magnoliopsida, Arecales, Arecaceae.